AUGCUGCGAUGUAAUAUAUCUCAGCCAGCGCACACUUCUCAACUGCUGCUUAUCUUCCACAGUUUAGUAUGCAUGCUUUAGCGAUCAUGCUGGAGCAAUUCAAAACGGCUGGUAUUCCGCGUGUUGUCUUCAGGGUGGUUUUCGCGUAGCUGAUUCGCCUCUUUUUUUUUUUUUUUGGUGUGCUUGGAAAUCAUCACCAUCGUCAGCGGUAUCCCAUCAACAUUUUUCAAUCCAGUCAAUCUAACCAUUGCCAGUCUAGAAAGCUGCCACCGUUCGUCCCCAGCAAUUACUCGCCAGCAUCAUGCCUCCCGAGGUCAACAGCACCAUGGCCGAAACUACAAAAUCAGUCGCGCAGGAAGACUUGAGAGCCGCAGAAAAGAGUGAUGGUUCAGGCGCGAGCACGGCAAGCAUGAUCGUCUAUGACGACCACGCUCUCGACCGAAAACUGCUAUGGAAGCGGGACGUGGUACUUAUUCCAACUAUGGGCGUCCUGUACAUGCUCCUCUUCCUGGACAGGACCAACAUCGCAAACGCGAGAGCGUUGGGCAUCGGUUCUCCAUCAGGGUUGGAAGCUGCGCUGGACAUGCCUUCGAAUGGUUACAAUAUCGCUCUGGUCAUUUUUUACAUUCCUUUUGUGCUGGUCGAGGUACCGGCCAAUCUGCUCUUGAAUUUGAACCACAUCCCACCUAGGUUCUUCCUUGGGGGCCAGGUGUUUCUUCUGGGGAUACUGGGAAUGUGUCAAGGGCUGACCCAAAGUUAUGGCGGGCUCCUGGCUAUCAGGUUUCUAAUGGGCGCUUUCGAGGCAUCUCUGCCGGCCGGCGCGGCCUACAUGAUUUCCAUCUAUUACACGAAGCGGGAGGCGGCCACCCGCUUUGCAUGGUUCUUCAACUUCGCGUUGGCUGGCCCGAUUUUCUCCGGUCUCCUUGCAUACGCGAUACAGAACCUCGACGGCACUAGUGGAUACCAAGGAUGGCGCUGGGUCUUCAUCAUUGAAGGAUUGAUGACCGUUUUCAUCUCGGUCUUUGUCAUUGUCUUCUGCCCGAACUUCCCCCAACACGCCCAAGCCUGGUUCUUGACGUCUCGCGAGCGUGACCGCCUUGUCGCCCACCUAGAGGCAUCCCGUGGUGCUGAGGCGAAGGGAUCCGCGUCCGACAAUGUGCCGCUGUGGAAAGUCCUGAUCGACUGGCGCGUACAUCUUUUCACGAUGUGCUUUUUCUGCUGCGACAUUACCGCCUCGUCGAUGGCAGCAUUCGCGCCAACGAUUCUCACGCAACUCGGCUGGACGAAUACUGUCGCUCAGCUGAUGACCAUGCCAGUAUGGGGCUCCGGCAUCGUGACCACUUUCGCUUUCACCUGGCUUUCGUCACGCCUCAACUUUCGUGCUCCGUUUCUUCUGCUUUCCAUCUGCUUCCAGCUGGUGGGCUGGAUUAUCGAGCGCGUCUAUGUGCCUCAGGCUGGCGUCCGCUAUUUGGCGUUGUUCUUCAUGUCCGUCGGGACCUUCCCGCAGAUGGCCAUACUGAUGGCUUGGUUGUCGGCCAACCUGAGAGGCCGUAAAUAUCUCGCUGUCGGCAUGGCUUGGAUGGGAGGUUUCGGGAACUGCGCCAAUUUUAUUUCGUCGAAUGUCUUCAUCAAAGCCGAGGCACCUCGUUAUCGAACGGGGUUUACGGUGGGGCUGAUCUUUACGAUUGUCGGUUUCUUGCUCACGACUGCUGGUGCUGCGAUCCUGUCGUUGAAAAACAAGAAGCGGGAGGCUAGACGCGCCGAGCUGGUAGAUUCCGAGAAGGAUAGCUACGACGAGUUGUAUUUUAAGUUUGUUCUUUGAAAUACUUA
This is a messenger RNA of Aplosporella prunicola CBS 121167, 1830 nucleotides long. RefSeq lists its product as uncharacterized. Gene Ontology annotation, cellular component: plasma membrane. Gene Ontology annotation, biological process: transmembrane transport. Gene Ontology annotation, molecular function: transmembrane transporter activity. The transcript is spliced from 3 exons. The coding region runs from base 302 to 1822 and encodes 506 amino acids. Lineage: Eukaryota; Fungi; Ascomycota; Dothideomycetes; Botryosphaeriales; Aplosporellaceae. The record is from RefSeq and is a predicted model, not a curated record.